AUGUUCAGCAGCAGCAGCAACAUCUUCGCCGUGUGCAUCGCCGCCGCCGCCGUCGUGUCAAGCGGAGUGAGCGCGGAGCAGGAGGUGGCCCAGACUUUUGCCCAUAUCCACCCCGGCUACAUCCACAACAACCACGUGCACAACACCCGCUUCCACGGUGUGAUCCCAGUCUCCGGUGCCGCUUGUACGGCCCCGGCGUGUAUGCUCCCGGUGUGGGAGUCGGUGUCGGCGUGCCUGGCGUGGCUGGUGUCGGUGCCAAUGUCGGUGUCAAUGUCGGUGUGCCUGGCGUGGCUUGCGUUGGAGCCAAUGUCGGUGUCGGUGUGCCUGCUGUCGGCGUCGGCGGUCCCUGGAUACAACGCGGCGGCGCCUGCAAAUGCCGUCUCCAACGCGAAUGUCGGUGCGCCCGCGAAUGCCAACGCAUAUACCGGCAAUGCUGUCUCCAACGCGAAUGCCGGCGCCCCCGCAAAUGCUAACGCCUACGCAGGCGCACCCACCGCCGUGGCCAACGCUGGCGGUGCCAACGCCAACGCGAAUACCAACGUCGGCGCUGGCCCCGGUGGUAACGAUGGCCCUGUCCAGACGAGCGGCGGCGCGACUGCGACCGCCACGGCGACUGCGAACGCUAACAAGAACGCUGGUCCGCGCAGAACACUGCAACUGGUGACACGGGCGCUAUGUCUCAGAAGGCCUACCGUCAGCUUCGCUCGGAGUAAGGAGCGGGUCCGUUACGACGUUCUUACCGUCGGAUCGGUAUGGUCAGCUCUGCCUGA
This is a messenger RNA of Phytophthora sojae, 770 nucleotides long. RefSeq lists its product as hypothetical. The transcript is spliced from 3 exons. NCBI's taxonomy places the organism in Eukaryota, Oomycota, Peronosporomycetes, Peronosporales, Peronosporaceae. The record is from RefSeq and is a predicted model, not a curated record. The annotation marks the transcript as partial.